Messenger RNA from Rhododendron vialii, 965 nucleotides. Its product is annotated as GCN5-related N-acetyltransferase 1, chloroplastic. Gene Ontology annotation, molecular function: N-acetyltransferase activity. Gene Ontology annotation, cellular component: cytoplasm. The coding region runs from base 130 to 729 and encodes 199 amino acids. NCBI's taxonomy places the organism in Eukaryota, Viridiplantae, Streptophyta, Magnoliopsida, Ericales, Ericaceae. The transcript has a single exon. The record is from RefSeq and is a predicted model, not a curated record.
GUUUUUUUAAAUACUAGAACCCCAAAACUUCAACCAACCACAUUCAAACACACACUCACAAAACCUAUACACACAACAGAUAUCAACAGAAUAACAGAUAGAUCACAGAUUAGAUUACAGACACAGAUAAUGCAAACUCCUCCACCAUCCACAUUCAUAAUCCCAAUCCCUCUCCGCUCACCCCUCCUCCGUCUCCCACCUCACCGCCCCCACAAGACCUCCUACUCCGUAUCCGCCCUCUUACCAAACCCCUCCUCCUCCUCCUCCUACUCCACCUCCGACGCCGACCUCUCCUCCCGCGGCUUCCACCUCCGCCGCACCCCCGACGGCCUCAACCUCGCCCACCUCAACUCCGUCUUCGCAGCCGUCGGGUUCCCCAAACGCGACCCGGACAAGAUCCGGACCGCGCUGGACCACACGGACUGUCUCCUGUGGGUGGAGUACGAGAAGACGAAGCGGCCGGUGGCGUUCGCGAGGGCGACGGGGGACGGGGUGUUCAACGCGAUCAUAUGGGACGUGGUGGUGGACCCGUCGUUCCAGGGGAUAGGGCUGGGGAAGGCGGUGAUGGAGAGGGUGGUGGGAGAGCUGCUGGGGAAAGGGAUCAGGAAUAUCGCCUUGUAUUCGGAGCCCCGGGUUCUGGGGUUUUAUAGGCCGCUGGGGUUUGUGGCGGAUCCGGAUGGGAUUACGGGGAUGGUGUACUCCAGAAAACCGCAGCAGAAGAAGAAAUAAAAAAACGGAUAUUGAUUUUUGUUGGGGAAUCCGGGGGAGAUGCUGUGUACAUCCGGGCUUUCUGUUCGGCAAUUCAACCUUCUAGAUUUCAUCUCUUCACUAAAGGAUGAUAGAUAUGAGAAAUUGCCAAAUGGACGACUUGGAUGUCGUACAGCACCAUCUCCCAAUUCCAUCAAUAUUUGUCUGCAUAUAAACUUUGAUUUGUUAUUGUUAUUGAAGUUCCUUGUGCUCCUCCA